Molecule: messenger RNA, 2435 nt
Organism: Bacillus rossius redtenbacheri
Lineage: Eukaryota; Metazoa; Arthropoda; Insecta; Phasmatodea; Bacillidae
Exons: 5
Coding region: 37-1410 (457 amino acids)
Source: RefSeq, a predicted model, not a curated record
AGUCGUCAGUCUGCCCCGAGCCGAGCGCGCGCGACCAUGGCAGCUACCGCGGCGGUGCUUCUGACGCUGUUGCUGGGGGCGGCGGCCGAGGAGAAGAACCCAUUCCUGGAGGCGGCGCGCACCCUGCUGCAGGAGCAGAUGCAAGGGGGAGGGUUCCUGCACGGGCUGAUGCAGGGCGGGGGCGGCGCGGGGGGCGGCAAGCCGGACAUCCUCUCCGGGCUGGGGUCCCUGCUCCAAGGCCAGCAGGAGGCCGGGGGAGCCCCCGGGGGCAUAGACCCCCAGCUGGUGGGCCACUUCGUGAGCCUGUUCGCCGGCGGGCAGGACGGCGGGGAGAACAACAACGUCGACGAAAACAACAACGACGCGGGCGGCGUGGACUGGGAGGGCAUCGUCGGCCUGGCGUCCAGCUUCCUGGGUCAGAAGCAGGGGGGAGGCGGGGGAGGCGGGGGAGGCGGCAUGGAGGGGCUCCUGAACCUCCUGCCUAUACUCCUGCAGUCGUCGUCGUCGUCGUCGUCGUCGUCCCAGAGGCAGCAGCCGGCCCGGCGCUCCGCCCCCGCGGGCUUGCCCUUCCUCGGCACGCUCCUGGAGUACUGGGACCACUUCCGCGGCUCCGAGCUGGGCCGCACCCUGUGGCGCUCCAGCGGGCUGGAGGCCACCGCCAGGCUCUUCACGGACGAGCGGGGCAACUUCCAGGCGGACAAGAUCUUCAGCUCGCUGGAGAACCACAGCUUCCGGCGGCGCUGGAUCAAGGGCCUGACCAGCUUCGUGGCCAGCUGGGCAGCCUACAUGGCGCAGCCGGAGACGCAGGCCAGGUACUUGGGGACGUUCCAAAUGAUGGCGAACAACUUCCUGAAGGCGCAGGGCUAUCACAAGGGGGCGCUGUUCGACCCCGCGCGGCCCGCCGACUCGCUCAGCCACCUGGCCAACGCCGUCUUCAAGCGGCAGUUUGGCCUCAAGGUCAACUCUGCGACCUACAUCAAGCCAGCGGUGGCCUACGUGCAGGACGUGUUCAGGCUGGGCCAGAGCAAGGGCGUGGGCCUGUCGCACCUGACGCCGCAGGAGAUGGAGAGCAGGAUGGCGGACGCGCUCAACGGCGAGGUGAUCGAGCCGGUACUGCGCGUGUGGCGUGCCUACCGUUUUAGCCUGCGCCAGCCGCGGUGCGACCGCUACGUCAUCUGCACCAUCAACAGCGCGGCAGGUGCCGGCGAGGGCAUCAAGCCCGGCGUCACCAAGCUGUCCAGCUUGGUGGCAUCGUGGUUCCUGUCCGGACAGACGGGCACGCCGUUCUGGAAGCUGUACAAUGCCGCUACGGAGGGGCACAACUGCCAGGUACAGUACCCUGUCGACUGCGAUGAAUUCCACGCCGAGGACAUCAGAGCGACCACCGAAUACGCCCACAGCGAACUGUGAUCUCGGGAUUACGAAUGGGGAAGGAGGGGAAGGGGGGAACACACGCGAGAUGGGCUGCAAGUCCAUCGCAAAUGCUUCACGUCGACAAAAACAAGCCUGCGCACGCGCGCUACUCGGUGACGGGCAUGUGGCAGCUUGCGGACAACUCGAGACGAACGAACAGCCGCACGUUAUGUCCGUAGUUUUGGGCGACAAGGGUUCCUGCGGUGAUGAAAAUCGGUAACUUAGGACCACGUGUUGGGUCCUAGUACUGACAUCACUUAAUAAUAAUAAUAAAAAAAAACUGUGAAAAUAUUACUUCUCUCAAUCUACUUGAUUUCUUUUGCACAGUUGUCGUAUUUCUUUAUUUCAUAAUGAAAGAAAAAGAAAAUUAAAUACAUCAUAACUUCACUGUCAAUAUGAAAUGAGGUAGUCAUUAAUUGGUGCAGAUAUGAAGAAAAAAAAAUUCUUGAAAGAAGCUGUCAAACCAUUUAAGGAACCCCAGAACCUAAAUUAUAAUAAACACACGUGUGAAUCAAGUGAGAUGAGGUACAUCAGAAAACAUAUUAAAAUGACUGUUAGCUUGUACUUAAAAAUUUUAUACGCAAGUGACGAAUAAAACUUAUACUGUUAAAUUUGUGUAUUGAUGUUUUUUUAUUAUACUAUUACAUAAAUGUGAAUGUUUUUAAGGUUGUGUGUUUGUUUCUGUCACAUCUUUGCUGCAGACCUGAAUGUGAUAAAAUUUGGUACUGAGGUGUAUAUCAUUACAUCAUUUUAUGUCUGCCAAGCAAAACAUGUACAGCCAAGAAUUAUGCUGUGGUUACUCCAUAAGCAAGCAAUAUGGUCUGAACACCAUCCCAAGAUACACACUAAUGAGUAGGCAAAACAUUGGUUUAUCCAUAUUUUUGCCAGUACAAGAAAUUAACGGUAUUUGUAAGGUUUGUGACUUUUUUGUAUAAGUUGUUUACAGGCAUAUUUUCGAGUGAUCUACAAGAAUAAAAUGAAAUAAUGAGUUUUGAAGCGGUUUGUAGUAUGCAGAUCAAGUU